Messenger RNA from Fonsecaea multimorphosa CBS 102226, 852 nucleotides. RefSeq lists its product as uncharacterized. Gene Ontology annotation, cellular component: mitochondrial large ribosomal subunit; ribosome. The record is from RefSeq and is a predicted model, not a curated record. Gene Ontology annotation, biological process: translation. Gene Ontology annotation, molecular function: structural constituent of ribosome. NCBI's taxonomy places the organism in Eukaryota, Fungi, Ascomycota, Eurotiomycetes, Chaetothyriales, Herpotrichiellaceae. The transcript is spliced from 2 exons. The coding region runs from base 1 to 852 and encodes 283 amino acids.
AUGCUCCAACCUCGAAUAUACAGACCUGUGGUGUCUUCAGAGGCGUCUCUAGCGGCGCUAGCUUCGUCUCUGAGUGCUUUGAGCCUCUGCUCAAAACAUGCGCACCUGAACCCGCGGACGUCGACCAUCUUCGUUCGACAUGCUUCCCACGCCCAGCAAGGCCGGGCAAACGGUCCCUCCGAUUCUGCAGGAAGACGUCUGGGAGCCAAAAAGGGGUCUUCCGAGUGGGUGCACCCGGGAAACAUAAUAUUCAAGCAAAGAGGGACGAAAUGGUUCCCCGGCGAGAACGUCGGCAUCGGCAAAGAUCACACCCUCUACGCUCUUGAAUACGGCUACGUGCGCUACUAUCGAGAUCCCCUGAAGCAUCCCAAGAGACGAUACAUCGGGGUGGCACUGGAAAAAGAAGGACCAAGAUCUCAACUUCCCACGCCGCGCAAUGCGCCCACUCGCAGACGUCUAGGGAUGUACGCCGCACCCAUGAAGCCACCACCAGAGUCUCAAAAGUCAGUGGACGACUCCUUUCUCGAGGCUCAUUUGAGCCAGCGCAGCAAGGGUCACGCGCACGUGGCAUUCAAGGCCUCUGGAGGAGCCGUUACGCCCACACCAGCACCGCCACCUCCGACUUUCAACCGACAAGGAACAUAUCGUGAGGCCAACGCGUCGAUCGGCUUGGCAGCGGAGAGAAAAGGAGUCAAGGUGCGAGAGUACGAUCGCAACGACCGCUGGCUGGCAUGGAGGAAACGGGCGCUCAGAGUGAAGAGAGGGAUGGAGGCCAAAGCAGCCCGAGCGUCGAGAAAGACCAAGGGCAAGAAAUCCAACAAAGGGCAGAAGACUGCCCAGAAGAAAAAGUGA